Messenger RNA from Microtus oregoni (creeping vole), 1750 nucleotides. Its product is annotated as muscleblind-like protein 3. Bases 299 to 1120 code for a protein of 273 amino acids. The record is from RefSeq and is a predicted model, not a curated record. Lineage: Eukaryota; Metazoa; Chordata; Mammalia; Rodentia; Cricetidae. The transcript has 9 exons. Gene Ontology annotation, molecular function: metal ion binding.
CUCUCUCGCUCGCUCGCUCGCUCCGCUGGCGGCGCACCACUCGCUGCCUGCUCACGGAGUUGGGCGCGAGUUGCCUUUUUGGCGCCUAAAGAAGAAAUUCGUCGCCGUCAGAAGCAGCAGCCGAGUUUUCUCCGCGAGGCCCCGGCGCAGCUGGCACUGCGGAAGCCCCGAGCGUCGGGUCACCCCGGGUCGGUGCACUCGAGACAACUGCAAGUACCUACACCCCCCACCCCAUUUAAAGUCGCAGCUGGAAAUUAAUGGGAGAAACAAUCUGAUUCAACAGAGGACUGCCGCAGCCAUGUUCGCCCAGCAGAUGCAGCUUAUGCUCCAGAACGCUCAGAUGUCAUCUCUUGCAUCUUUUCCUAUGAAUCCAUCGCUUGCAGCUAAUCCUGCCAUGGCUUUCAAUCCUUACAUGCAUCAUCCUGGGAUGGGCCUGGUUCCUGCUGAUUUUUUACCAAAUACUCCAGUUCUGUUUCCUGGAAAUCCACCUCUUGCAUUGCCAGGAGUUCCUGCCCCAAAACCAGCUCGUACAGAUAGACUGGAGGUUUGCCGUGAAUUUCAGCGUGGAAAUUGUACCCGUGGGGAGAGUGAGUGUCGCUACGCUCACCCUACUGAUGUUUCUAUGAUUGAAGUGUCUGACAAUACUGUGACAAUCUGCAUGGAUUACAUUAAAGGCCGAUGCUCCCGGGAGAAAUGCAAGUACUUUCAUCCUCCUCCCCACUUGCAAGCCAAGCUCAAGGCAGCUCAUCACCAGAUGAACCAUUCAGCGGCUGCUGCAAUGGCCCUGCCGCCUGGUGCACUUCAACUGAUACCAAAGAGGUCAGCCCUUGAUAAGGCCAAUGGUGCCACCCCGGUCUUUAAUCCCAAUGUUUUCCACUACCAACAGGCUCUGGCUAACAUGCAGAUUCCGCAGCCGGCAUUUAUCCCUACAGGGCCAAUACUGUGCAUGGCACCCGCUUCAACUUUUGUGCCCAUGAUGCACGGUGCUACACCUUCCACUGUGUCUGCAGCAGCAACACCUGCCACCAGCGUUCCCUUCGUUCCAACAACUACAGGCAAUCAGAUGCCCCACUUUUCAAUAGAUGAACUGAAUAGGAGCAUGUUUGUUUCUCAGAUGUAGAAGUUACCAGUAGAACAUUGAAAUUCUGAGCAGCAGAGUUACGGAGUAUCAGAAUGUCUCAGCAAGAAACUCCAUAUGGCCUUUCUAUAUGUAUUCUCGUAUGUCCUCUUCUACCAACACGACAAUAAGCAUGGUGCAGUCCAUAUAUUAAGCACAUACACCAGCUGAAAAUUGAAAAUUGAAAAUAAAGCAUUCAAAAAUCUUUGGAGAUAUUAAAGUGAAUAGAAAAUUGACCACUGUGUGUUACCUAGUAUGGAUUAUUAAUUGUAUAUGAGUUAGCAUAUAGAAUACGACCAUAUAGCUUUGACAUUUAUUUGAAUUAUCAGCUCCGUAUUACAAGAAUUACCCAUCUGAUAUGAUUAUCAUAUUGAAGUUAACCAUAAAGUUUUCUAGUUUUUUUUUUCCAAAAAUGAUUGAUGUUAAGUGAACUUGCAGAGUACUGUAGUAAGCUUACUAUACAUUCUUGGUGGAUAAAUUCUGUUUCUGAAGUGUUACCUUACUGUGUUGUUUACAGGAUAAUCUAUUGGAUUGAUGUAGAAUGUAACUAAUAUAUCCAGUACUAUUUUCCCCAUUGAUAUAUUGUAUUAAAUUGGGUUCUGUUUGGCUUUUCCAUGCUAGUGUUUUAUUGUU